Messenger RNA from Trichechus manatus latirostris (Florida manatee), 375 nucleotides. It is a transcript of the gene LGALS2, whose product is annotated as galectin 2. NCBI's taxonomy places the organism in Eukaryota, Metazoa, Chordata, Mammalia, Sirenia, Trichechidae. Gene Ontology annotation, molecular function: carbohydrate binding; galactoside binding. The record is from RefSeq and is a predicted model, not a curated record. The transcript has 3 exons. The coding region runs from base 10 to 375 and encodes 121 amino acids.
AUCAAGAACAUGGGCAUGAAGUCAGGGGCAACGCUGAAGAUCAAGGGCAAGAUCACCAAUGAUGCUGAUGGCUUUGAAAUUAAUCUGGGCCAGAGGGCUGAGAAACUGAACCUGCAUUUCAACCCACGCUUCAAGGAGUCCACUAUUGUUUGCAACUCUUUUGAUGGCUGCUGGGGCCAGGAGCAACGUUCAAAUCACCUGUGCUUCCGCCCAGGGUCAGAUGUCAAGUUCAUCAUGACCUUUGAGAAAGACCAGUUCAAGGUGACACUGCCAGAUGGACACGUGCUGACCUUUCCCAACAGGCUGGGCCACUGCCACCUGAGCUACCUGAGCGUGAAGGGGGGGUUCCAGAUCUCCUCCUUCAAGUUUGACUGA